Messenger RNA from Daphnia carinata, 1208 nucleotides. RefSeq lists its product as uncharacterized. The transcript has 4 exons. The record is from RefSeq and is a predicted model, not a curated record. Lineage: Eukaryota; Metazoa; Arthropoda; Branchiopoda; Diplostraca; Daphniidae. Bases 641 to 1153 code for a protein of 170 amino acids.
CGCUGGCCAACAGGGUACAUAAUACGUCCACACGAUUCCACAUCGACAAGUUUGGCGCCGUUUAAAAAAAAUUAACGUUUGACAAGAGCGAAAAUCACCAAGGAACAACAACUUCUUGUAUAGAUGGAUAGAAUAAUAAGUUAUUGAAGCAAAACACCAAAGAAACGAGGCACACAACGACGCACGGAAGUUGUGGCUCAAAACCCCACAAAGGCCCGUCCGUUUCCCUUCCUUCCUUUUUUUUAACCAAGAUGGCGGCGCGACCAGACGCAGGGAAAAAUCCCUCAGCAGUAGAAAAACAAAGCGGCAACAAGCAAAGCAACGUCGUUUUUAAAGAAUAAGAAUUUUUAUCUCUUUAAAAUUACUUGUUUGCAGAUUCGACGCAUAGUUUUAGCUUCGUGGUAGAAGCUUCAAUGACAGAAGGAGAGUGGGAAAAUGCCAAAAAUCCAGGACACCUUUCUCAACAACAAACCAAUCGAGUUUCUUUAUGAAGCAAAUUUUUCUAUACAAGUUCCUAGAAAAUUCAGUCGAUUGCUAACAGCCUAGAGCGCGUCGUGCUACUGUUGUCAGUGCCCGAGUACACUAAAACCAUUGAAUUCUCCCGAUUGAACAAGACAUCACAAGUUUCACAACAUACGGCAUGUACGGAGCAAUGGAGAAUCUUGUUUUAGUCCAUGUCAUCUCUUGGACAGUUUUGCUCACCCAGUUGCUAUUCACUACUUCACUGGCAACCACCACACUUCAAAGCUUGGCAGACGGUCCAAUGCGAUGUUACGCUUGCACGUCCACCUCAGAGAGCAGUCCAUGUGAAACGGAUCCAGCGACUCUACCUCAUGGAAUAUUAGAUACUUGCGCGCGGGAUGCGUGCACGAUUGUAAGAGUGGAAGAAUGGCCGUCUCAACGUGUCAAGAGCUUCUAUCGAGGAUGCGACGGGAGGACUAAAGUCUUUGAGCGGAACAACUGCCAGAUCGAAAAGGAUGAACGGACUUGCUUUACGGCGUGCGUGGGUGACUUGUGUAACCUCGGUGACGGUCUCGUAGCCGACAACAUUGUUCAUUCAGCAUCGAUUCCAGCUGGAUCUGGCUGGGCAUUUAUCGCAACAACUGCUGCUGCCGUCGUCACAUUCUCAACUAUCUUAUUAUCUGCUCUCUAAGUUGGCAAAGGACGUCGUACUACUGACAAAUCAAUACAGCCAACUUUGUUCCCGG